AUGCCGGAGGCCGCGCCCCUGGGCCGGGACGCAGCCUCCGCGCUACGCGCCCUCGCGGUGGAGGACGGCCUGGAGACCUGCAACGGGCAGUACAGCCUCACGCCCACCGUCCACCACGGCCGCCCCGUCUGGAAGAAGGCGUCGGAUCCCUUGCGGUACCUCUUCUUCUCCGAGCCCCAGAAGACCUGGUUCAUCUCCGACGAGCUCGAGGACCUUGGCUUCGAGAAGGCGGUCACGGAUGUGGACCUACCGCUGGGCCUGCGCUGGUCCAAGGGCACCGUCCUCACGGCGGAGGCCAACGGGGACCUCGCCGGCACGCCAAAGGUUCUCAGACUGGCGGGCGGGCUGGAGGCGUGUGACGGGGAGUACGCGCUGACGCCUCAGAAACACAACGGCCGCCCCGUCUGGAAGAAGGCGGCCGACCCAGAACGGCUGCUCUUCUUCUCUGAGGUGGACAAAACGUGGUACAUCAGCGACGAGAUCGAGGACCAGGGCUUCGACAAGGCCACCACGGACGUGCCGGAGCCGCUCGGGCUCCGGUGGCUGAAGGGCAGCGCUGUGCGGGCCGAGGAGCGGGCCCGCGGCGGCGGGGCGGAGGCGGGCGAGGAGGUCGGCGACGGCAAAGGCGGGGGCCUGCCAGCGGCGGGUGCCCCCAACCGGGGUUCGCGGCUUAUCGCCGAAGGGGGCCUCGAGUCUUGCCAGGGCGAGUACGCCCUCACGCCUACCGUCCACAACGGGCGCUCGGUCUGGAAGAAGGCGGAGGAGCCCAAGAGGCUCCUGUUCUAUUCGGCGCUGAACAACUUCUGGUACAUAAGCGACGAGUUCGAGGAUCGGGGCUUCGACUCGGCGCCGGUGGAGGAUGCGGACGAGCUGCUGCCCUUCGGCCUCGAGUGGGAGAAGGGCGCCUCCCUGACCACGCCGGGCAUGAAAGAGGAGAAGAAGGUUGCCGACGCCUUGGCCGCUCUGCGCGUGGUGGUGGAUGAUAUCCGCGUCCUGAGGGGCCAGGAGGGCAAAGAGGCGGAGAUCAAAGAAGCCACCGGCCGCCUCGCGGGCAUGCUGAAGGACGCCCGUGCGGCGGGCGUGCCCGACGAGAAGCUCCUGGAGGCCAGCAGCCCGCCGAAGGCGGACGGGGGCGCCGCCUCCUGGAAGCCCGGCGACGAGGCCCAGAUCUGCGGACUGGCCUCCGAGCAGGGCCGGCCCCUCAACGGCAAGGUCGGAGUGAUCAAAGCCUACUCCGAGGAGAAGGGCCGUUUCGAGGUAAAGCUGACAGACGGCAAGGUCGUGUUCGCGAAGGGCGCCAACCUCCAGCCGCCCGCGGAUGCCGCGGAGGCGCCCCUGAAGGUCGGCGAUCGCGUGGAGAUCUUCGGCCUCACCUCUGAGAGCGGCUCAAAGCUGAACGGCCGGGAGGGCGCGAUCUCGGAGUUUGUCGCCGACAAGGAGCGUUUCAUGGUGGAGCUGUCCCCCAGCGAGGUCGUCAGCGUGAAGCCAGCCAACCUCCGGGCGGUGGCGCCGCCGCCGUCGCCAGAGAAGCGGUCCGCAUCCCGCUCCAGCAGCUCGUCGUCCUCCAGCCGCCGCAAGCGGAAGAAGGCUAGGAAGGAC
Prorocentrum cordatum is the source of this 1599-nucleotide messenger RNA. Lineage: Eukaryota; Dinophyceae; Prorocentrales; Prorocentraceae. The record is from the annotation of a GenBank genome assembly.